Messenger RNA from Brassica rapa (field mustard), 605 nucleotides. RefSeq names its product 60S acidic ribosomal protein P3-2. Gene Ontology annotation, cellular component: ribosome. Gene Ontology annotation, biological process: translational elongation. Gene Ontology annotation, molecular function: structural constituent of ribosome. The record is from RefSeq and is a predicted model, not a curated record. NCBI's taxonomy places the organism in Eukaryota, Viridiplantae, Streptophyta, Magnoliopsida, Brassicales, Brassicaceae.
AAAUAUACACUAACCACUUCUCCUCUUACACUAGUCUGAGAAACCUCGCCGUCGUUAGAAGAAGAAAAUGGGAGUAUUCACAUUUGUUUGCAAAAGCAAAGGCGGAGAAUGGACCGCUAAGCAACACGAGGGAGACCUCGAAGGCUCCGCUUCUUCCACCUACGAUCUCCAGCGCAAGCUUGUUCAGACUGCUCUCUCCGCCGAUUCCUCCGGUGGCGUUCAGUCUUCCUUCUCCCUCGUCUCCCCUACCUCCGCCGUCUUCCAGGUGAUCAUCGGUGGUGGUUCAGGAGGAGGAUUUGCUGCCGGUGGAGGUGCAGCAGCUGGAGGCGGUGGUGGAGGUGAGGCUGCCGCAGCCACAAAGGAGGAAGAGAAGAAGAAGGAAGAAUCUGAAGAGGAGGAAGGAGACUUUGGAUUUGAUCUCUUUGGUUAAGAGCCCAACAAAAACAACAACAAACUCUUUCGAAGUGUUUUACUUUUUGAGAUUUUCUGUUUCUAUUAUCUUGAAUUGUUUUUUUUUUUAGAUUGAACUCUAUGCAAGAAUACUUUAAUGUUAUGUCAGGAAUACACGUUUGGUUUCUGGUUUUAAGUUAAACCCAUAUGAUGCA